Mytilus californianus (California mussel) is the source of this 2149-nucleotide messenger RNA. RefSeq lists its product as uncharacterized. Bases 153 to 854 code for a protein of 233 amino acids. The record is from RefSeq and is a predicted model, not a curated record. Lineage: Eukaryota; Metazoa; Mollusca; Bivalvia; Mytilida; Mytilidae. The transcript is spliced from 4 exons.
AUCUGGGAUAACCAGUACACUCCUAAUUGUUGAGUACGUUUAGACUAUAUAUAAGUUUAGCAUAUCAACUGGUACUGUAAAAUAGAUAGAUAUUUUCUGAAGGAAGAACUAAAUUCUAGUUUUGUGAUAUUUGACGAAGAUAAAAACUGGGCAUGGAGAAUUUCCCACCUUUGACACCAAUAAUUGACACCCUUCGAGGAUUGACAAUAAAACUACAGGAAGGUUCAGACUACAUAGACGAGGUGCAAAGAAAUUUUGGUUUACAGAAACUACAGAGUCGUAGAAUGAUAAAUAUGUUAUCAAAAUCUUUAAAAUCCAGAGUAAAGAGACUCAAAGAAAGUGGGGUACAGAAAGCACUUAAAAAGAUUCAUUCAAUGUUUUUAAGAUCACAUAAACGCUUUACGAGAGCGAAACGAUUUCUGAUGCAUAUUUACAAAAACGAAACUGAAUUUCUAAAUGAGGGUACCAGAUUCAACGAUCUGCUGCCAAAAGUAAAUUCCAUUCUGCAGGAUCUUGACAUUGCUAUCGACGAAUCAAAUACAAGAAGGAAAUUAAACAAUGAAAACAUUUCUGCUGAAACUUACACGUCUAAAAUCUCAGACAAAAUCGAUCAUGCCAGAAAUAGUACUGAUGAUGAAAGUGAAAGUAGCUCAUCAAGUGAUGAUUCAGAAGAUGAAAGUAAAGAUGAAGUGGAUGACAAUAGUGACGAUGACAUGACAUACCGUUCAAGAGACAGAUAUGGUCGUUGGCAAGAAGAUUUUAUUAAGUUGUAUAAAAUUAAACUUAUGUUUGAGAGAGAGCGAUCUAAUUACGAGCUAUUAUAUAAUUUUCAUCCAAUGAAAACUUCUCAGUAAUAAAUAUGUUCGUGACACAACACAUUUAUAUGAAACUUUAUAUAUAAUGAAUAAAUGGAUAUGUAAUUGAAAAAAACACAUGACGGGGUGUUUUUUUUUUUCGUUUAAAAUGUUACGGUAUUCGGUAUCUUUACAAAAAUCGACGUAAAGGCUGGUACGUAAAGGUGAACAGUUUUGUGGAAACCAUUGAUGCCUGUGAUAUAUUUAAUGAUACAUUAAUUUCUAUAAAAACUGUUAUGCGAACAAUAAAUUAACGUUUUGAUGUUGUUAAUAACGAUGAAUUAAAACAAGAGCUGUUUGACGAUUCGAACAAUGUAAACGGAAAUAAAUUAAGAACAUACCGUUUAUACAAAACAAACGUUAAAACUGAGCGAUACCUUAAGCUAAAUCUUCAAAAAUAUGUGCGACGAACUGUUACGCUUUUCCGUAGCGGGUCUCUACAGUUGGCGAUCGAGACAGGACGAUAUGCCCAACCGCGAACACCAGUAGAUUAAAGACUAUGCCGACUAUUUUUAGGAACGAUGUUGAAAGUGAAAAUCAUUUUUUGUUGGUUUGCCCAUUAUAUGACGAUAUUACUAGGUUUGAAUUGUUUACGAAAGCUAGAACUUUAAUUGAUGGUUUUGAUACUCCUGAUAUGGACAGUAAAUUUAUCGAAAUAAUGUCUUGUGAAGAUACAUGUAUACAAACUCCUUUGUCGUAUGCAAUUUUUUAAUCUUUUCAAAUGCGAAAACUAUUUAGCACAUGAGAAUUUAUUAAGAAAUAAUAUUUAUUUUUUAACUAUUUAUAACUAAAAAAAAAAAUUCAGUCUUAAGUAACUCUCUCUACUGGUGACCCACUGGUUGCCUUCGGCUGUUUUCUGCUCUGUGGUCGGGUUGUUGUCUUUUUGACACAUUCCCCAUUUCCAUUCUCAAUUUUAUUGAUAACUUAUUAAUUUAGUAUUUUGGGAAAAUUUGUUUUUAAAGUUUAACUGUAAUAUACAUGUAUAUCGAAUUCUAUUGAUCUAUUUUUAUUUCUUAUCUUUAAAGCUCAGUGUGGUGUUUAAUAAAAAUAAUUUAAAUCUUUUUUUGGAUUUUUAGAAUUUGAAUUUUACACAUAUAGACUAAGUGUGACUUGUUUAAUUAAUUCUUUUAACACAUAGAUUUUAUAAUUGUUUGUACAUAAGUGUAACAUAAGUCUACAUAAGGCUGGAUAUUUGGUCAUUUUAAUUCUGUGUUGUUUAUGUAAUUGUAUAUAUAUAUAUAUGUCUGAUCAAAUAUGUGACACGAUCAUAAAAUAAAUCAUUAUUAUUAUUAUUA